CAUAUUCGCGACUGCAUGUCACAAGACCAGAUUGAACGAUAAUUCAGGUUGACGAGUAGGUUCUUCACUUAGGAAAUAUGACGAGGAGUCAUAGAUCAAGUUAUUUUCCUUUAUAAGUAACUGCUGUGUUAACUUUAUUUAAAAGUAAGAAUUGCCGGAAUAAAAUUACAGUAAAAUAAGUAUCGCCUAUCGGCUUAGCACUGGAUUCACGAUAUUUUCACAAGCACUGACAGCACCUGUGACAGAGUGGUUUUAAAGUUACAAUGUAUGCAGUGAGUGAAUGGAAUGUAGUAAUUCUUUAAAAUUACAAGAUUGACGAAAAUAAAUUUGGAUGCUGUAGAAUUACCUAUCUUAGAUUAUAUUUAUAUAAAAUUAUAUCGCCAAAGUGCUAAAUAUGGAUGAAGGUAUCCAAACAGAAACAACCAGGACUCCGGACUCGUAUCAAAGACAAGACGAGGGAACUAUGACCUCACAAGGACCAGAUCUUCUUGCUCAAGGUCAUUUAAGGAAGCGAUUGGUCAGUGAACAUAAAUUGGAGAGAUCUGGGGCACACAGUCUUAGAGGGGAGUCAUUGGAAGACGAAACAGGGUUUGAACAUAACUGUGUUGUCAUACAUCCAGAAAAUGCUAUUGAGGCCCACAGAAUGGACAAUAACUUUAAAUUUGGUUUCAAGAAGUGGAAAAGUCAUGUGACCGCACGACCUCUGUCUGAGAGGUCAGACAUUGUACAGGACCUAUAUGCAGAUAUCUCUGAGGCCAAACCAGUUGUUGUAUCAACUAUACGACCGACAAAUAUUCUGUAUUUCCUGUUGGUUGGAUGGUGGCUGGCUGUUGUUUAUGUUAUUGUUGCUUUUCUUAUGGCAAUCACCAUCAUUGGGAGAUCUUAUGCACCUUUUUGUUUGCGGAUGGCAAGAUAUUUCUUAUGGCCAUUUGGGAAGUUUGUAUACUUGACACAUGUGUCACCAAAUAUAACCGAUUUAGAAUCUCACUAUCAUCAGAGACAGACGGACGGAGGAUUGGAAGAAGAGACCAGUUUACUUAGAUCUGAAACAUUUGAUGAGAGGAAUUACCAUACACCAGUCUGCAAGAGGUCAUUCUGGAUGUCAGUAAGAACAUACCCAUGGUUGAUACUUGGAGCACCAUUUUUGCUGAUUGUUCAUGGAAUAGUAGCAUUUUUGUCAUGGUUCUUUGUUGUCACUAUUCCCAUUGCCAAGGUGAACAGUAAAGCUAUAACAUAUGUAUUGUGGCUUCCCCCGGACAGAGUCAGUGUGGGCGACUCGGGAACUAUGUCCCUGGAUCCGAAGAAAAUUCGUAGUGAAAUCAUCAUGUAUACACAUCAGUCUGUCAAUAUUUAUUACUACAAAUACACUGUUGAUGGGAUGAACAUUAUUUUAGUCAAUUUGCUUGUGUUUGUACUUUUAUCACUGGUGUUAGGGUAUUCUGACCCAGACAAUAAGAUAACAGAUGGUGUAACUAAAUGUAUUUUAGCUGUUUUAGCCAUUGUUCCAUUAACAUACUAUAUUGGAAUGGCCAUUAUUAGCAUAUCAGCACAGAGUAGUUUUGCUAUUGGGGCAGUUAUGAAUGCUACGUUUGGUUCAGUAGUGGAGUUGAUAUUAUAUAUUGUAUCCCUGUUAAAAGGUGUAGAUACCCAGUCUACAUGUUACGCUGAGCUUGUACGGGCAGCCCUAGCUGGAACAUUAAUUGGAUGUGUAUUAUUUAUUCCCGGUAUAUGUAUGAUAGUAGGUGGUAUCAAGUACAGGUCACAGAAAUUCAACCCCAAAUCAGCCUCAAUUACCGCACUGUUAUUGUUUGUAUCUAUUGGAGGUGUUUUUGCUCCAACAUUGUUUUCAAAGAUAUUUGGGGAUUUACAGUGUCAGAGAUGUGAGAUCAACAGUACAGUGGUGGCAGUACAGAACCAUACAUCAGGCUUGCAGUGUACUGGAUGUACACAGUCUGUGAUUGGGUUGGAUGGUGACAAAUCACUAUAUGACAAGCAUAUUCAACCACUGGUUUAUGCUAUAGCCAUACUUCUACCUAUAUCAUACAUCAUUGGUGUAGUGUUUACAUUGAGAACUCAUACAUCGUAUGUUUAUGACGAAUUUUAUGAUGAGGUAGCCAAAGAUGGCGGCCAUGGGCAUGAAGGUGCUGCCCAGUGGUCAAGGAUAAAGAGUUGUUUUAUAUUGUUGUGUUGUGCCACAUUGAUAGCUCUCUGUGCUGAUCUUAUAGCAGAAAAUAUACAAGAUCUUCUUGAAACUUCCGGUGUGUCAGAGUAUUUUAUUGGUGUGACAAUGAUUGCAAUGAUUCCUGAAUUACCAGAAAUUAUCAACGGAAUACAGUUUUCAUUACAAAAUAAUGUAAAUUUAGGAAUUGAAAUAGGAACAAAUACAGCAAUUCAGGUGUGCUUGAUUCAAGUUCCAGCUUUGAUUCUCAUCAACCUAAUAUAUCCAAUGAAUUUCGUCCUCGUAUUUAAUGAUGUUCAUCUAUGGGCUGUGAUUUUCUCUGUGAUUGUUAUCAACUAUAUCUUCCAAGAUGGGAAAAGUGAUUACUUCCAAGGUUCAGCAUUGGUGUCAAUAUAUGUGAUCCUGUUAUGUAUGUAUUUCUUUGUGCCAACUCCAGAAAGUGCCAAAUGUUGACAGGUUUGAGUGGAAAACUUCUUAAAAAAAUUCUGCAUCUGGGCAACAAUCAACUAUAGAAUUCUACAGGAAAAAAAACCCAUGCAGUUUGUACAAUUCCGGCCUUCUUUAUCAGCCAAUGAUUUAAAAGGAGUCCACCGUUGUUCUUCAUUAAUCAAAGAAGAAAAAAAACGAUGCUGCCUCUGAUAAACAACAUAUAGUUUAUAUGUGUGUUGUUUUUUGUCAGCCAAACAUCAAAAUGAUUCAAGUACAGAUCAGUUACUUGAAACUUUUCGUAUUACAAUCUACAAAUAAGAAACUCUAAAUGGCUUGAAUUACAUUAUUUAAAAAACA
This is a messenger RNA of Ruditapes philippinarum (Manila clam), 2965 nucleotides long. RefSeq lists its product as uncharacterized. Bases 395 to 2632 code for a protein of 745 amino acids. Lineage: Eukaryota; Metazoa; Mollusca; Bivalvia; Venerida; Veneridae. Gene Ontology annotation, cellular component: membrane; endomembrane system. The transcript is spliced from 21 exons. The record is from RefSeq and is a predicted model, not a curated record. Gene Ontology annotation, biological process: calcium ion transmembrane transport; intracellular calcium ion homeostasis. Gene Ontology annotation, molecular function: calcium:proton antiporter activity.